AACAGCGGUCAAAUCAAGAUCUGGCAUUCUUGUAAAUCUGAAAUAAAACAAGACCAAAAUAGUAGUCAGGAGGGUACGAAUUUAUUAAAGCAGGCAAACCGCCUUCCGACUACCUCGCGAAUUCCCAAAAAAUUCCCCCUCUUCACUGCACAACGUUAAAACCUUAGCCAUGAAAUCCCUCCCCUCCAUCUCCAUGCACUUUCUAACCCUCCUCUUCUUCUUUCUCCACCCAAUCCCAACCCUUGGUUCCACCGGCUACGACACCAGCCCCACCGAUUACAUCCGUACAAGCUGCUCUGCCACAUUGUAUCCUGUCCUUUGCUACACUUCCCUAUCUGGUUACGCCAAUCCGGUCCAGCAAGACCCAGCUCCUCUAGCUCGCAUCGCCAUUGGUGUCAGCCUCUCCAAGGCCCGUCACAUAGCAUCUUAUGUCUCUAACCUCACCCGUGAAACAGCCUACGGCGCUGACCCACAAGCCAGCGCCGCCUUACACGACUGUUUUUCCAACAUGGACGAUGCCGUGGAUAAAAUCCAUGGUUCGUUAAGGCAAAUGCGACGGCUGGUAGCCCCGGGUUUGGAGUCUUUCAGGUUCCAAAUGGGGAACGUUCAGACAUGGAUGAGCGCGGCUUUGACGGACGAAGAGACAUGUACAGACGGGUUCGAAGAUGUGAAGGAGGGGCCAUUCAAAACGGAGGUGUACGAGAGGGCGGUGGAAGUGAAGAAGCUUACGAGCAAUGCUUUGGCGUUGGUUAAUAGUUAUGCAGAAAAGGGUGAGUAAAAAACCCAAAAGAAAAAUGUAUAAUUUUUUAUCAACUAAGGAAUAUUGUUAAAAACUUUGUUUAAGUUGUUUCGUGAGUGAAAUCUAAAAAGCUGUAUCACUUUCGUUUGUAAAUGGAGCAAAGUUUACGGAGUUAA
Messenger RNA from Gossypium arboreum, 915 nucleotides. RefSeq names its product 21 kDa protein-like. Lineage: Eukaryota; Viridiplantae; Streptophyta; Magnoliopsida; Malvales; Malvaceae. Gene Ontology annotation, molecular function: enzyme inhibitor activity. The record is from RefSeq and is a predicted model, not a curated record. Gene Ontology annotation, biological process: negative regulation of catalytic activity. The coding region runs from base 170 to 778 and encodes 202 amino acids. The transcript has a single exon.